GAAAAUGUCCGUACUUCGAAGAUAUAAAGAAGAAAGCUUUGGCUGGUGGUGACCAUGAUUCUCUACCGUCAAAGGAGGGUGGAUGUCCCUAUGCCGCAGGUUGUCCUCAUGCUCAGACCCAUCAUAAGCAUACGGGCGGUGGUGAUAUCGCGAAAUGCCCUUACAUGAACAAUAAUGUGAAAGGAUGCCCUUAUCUGAAAAAUGAGAGUAAAGAAGAUAAAGACUUAACAAAAAA
Molecule: messenger RNA, 235 nt
Organism: Acaulospora colombiana
Lineage: Eukaryota; Fungi; Glomeromycota; Glomeromycetes; Diversisporales; Acaulosporaceae
Source: the annotation of a GenBank genome assembly